Messenger RNA from Saccostrea cuccullata (small rock oyster), 1090 nucleotides. RefSeq names its product transcription intermediary factor 1-beta-like. Gene Ontology annotation, molecular function: zinc ion binding. The transcript has a single exon. The coding region runs from base 54 to 1082 and encodes 342 amino acids. NCBI's taxonomy places the organism in Eukaryota, Metazoa, Mollusca, Bivalvia, Ostreida, Ostreidae. The record is from RefSeq and is a predicted model, not a curated record.
UUAAACCGAAAGUGAAGUUGGAAGCUUGAGUUGAACUUGAGAAUUUCUUUUAAAUGGCGAGCUUAAAGAAAGAAACCCCUGUCAAUGAACGGGAGAAUGAUACAUGCCACUGUCCAAUAUGUCUAGAAAAGGUGAGAAAACCGAAGUAUUUGUCGUGUUACCACACCUUUUGUGAGGCGUGUAUUGAGACUUACAUUUCAAGUACGGCUACACAUAAAGAAAAUGAAACAUUAUUAAAGUCAAUUGAAUGCCCCGUGUGUCGUACAUGUAUCAAGGCGCCAAGGAAUGACAUUUCAAACGAAGAGUGGGCAUCAGAACUACCCCAGAAUAAACUCGUACUUAGUGUGUCUGUAGAUCCCGAGCAAGAUGAAAAUAAGUAUUGCAUGUUUUGUAAACGAUUGGAGAAAACUGUUACUGCAAAAUACUGGUGCAAAGCAUGCAUGGAAGCUAUUUGCGAAGAUUGCAAAUUAUUGCAUAGAGCAGCACCAAUUUUACAGAAUCAUAAAAUAGUAAAUCUUUCCAACAUCAAGGAGAUGAACAAUGAAGUUGAGAUAGAAGAGUCAUGCAAUUUGCAUAAGGGGAAAAUACUCGAUGUGUUUUGCCACGAUCAUCAAGAGCUAUGCUGUAGUGUUUGUCAUGUCAAGCAGCAUAAAUUGUGCAAGCAUGUGGACACAGUUGAAGAUAUUGCUUUUGAGACAGACAGAAAUGCUAUGAAAAACAUUGCUUUAAAAUAUGCUGAUCUGGAGAAAGUUCUCGAAGAUAUGCUGUUAGAAAACCUAAAUAAAACAGAAAAACUCAUCAUCAGGAAGCAUGAAAUUUGUAUGAACACAGACAAAAAAGUUGAAGAAAUCAAAUCUUUAUUGGAUAAUGCAUAUGCAAAGUGGCUUAAACGAUUUGAACAGAAUCAUGCUGAUUCAAUCGGAAAUAUUGAAAUUGCAUCUGAUGAGUUGAAACGUUUUUCUACUACAGUUCAUGAAGUAAGGAUGAUUCUUCACUCAGUGUUAAAAUGUGGGUCUUCAAAACAAUUAGUCAUAACAAAUCAUAAACUGAAAAAGCAGAUUUCUGCUCACAUCACUCGUUAAAGGUCUUU